GUUAAUGAUCAGUUGAGACAUGUGAAAGACCAACGUCCAGAUAAACAACAUUUACAACAUCAAAACAUCGAUUUAAUGAGGUUUUAAAGUAAAUCGUAUUGUCCUGUUAGUUUUAGAUCGCAUUUAAAUGUCAAAGCAACAAAUGCAAGAAGAGAAAACAACAAUGCAGGCAGUGUGUGUUGAUGAAUCAGGGAAGCUGGAUUUGAAACACAUUCCACGGCCUGAACCCAAAGAUGGGCAGCUUCUCAUCAGAGUCACCGCAACUGCUUUAAACAGAGCUGACCUGCUACAGAAAAGGGGUUUUUACCCUCCUCCUCCUGGAGAGAGUGAGAUCUUGGGUCUGGAGGCCAGCGGUGUGAUCGCUGACAUCGGUCCUGGGGUCAAAGGGAAAUGGAAACUUGGAAGUAAAGUAAUGGCAUUACUCGGAGGAGGAGGCUAUGCAGAAUAUGUUGCUGUUCCAGAAGAACACAUCAUGCGUGUCCCAUCACCCCUCACUCUUUAUCAAGCUGCAGCUCUUCCUGAGGCCUGGCUGACUGCCUACCAACUUCUGCACUUCAUAGCCAAAGUGAAGCCGAAUGAGACAGUGCUGAUUCAUGCUGGAGCGAGUGGAAUCGGCACCGCUGCCAUUCAGCUGGUUCGCUUGAGUCGCGCGAUUCCAGUAGUAACAGCAGGGAGUUCGGAAAAGUUAAUAUUUGCAGAGCAGAUGGGAGCAGCUGCAGGAAUCAACUACAAAGAGGAGGAUUUUUCUGAAAAAGUUCUGCAGCUCACUGAAGGCAAGGGAGCUGAUGUAAUUCUGGACUGUGUUGGUGGAUCUUUUUGGGAGAAGAACAUUUGUAGCCUUGCAGUAGAUGGACGAUGGGUGCUUUAUGGCAUGUUGGGAGGUAAAGCGGCUGAUGGAGACUUGCUUGGCAAGCUGUUGAGGAAGAGAGGCAAUCUUCUUUGCAGUCUUCUCAGAUCAAGAAGUUUACAGUAUAAAGCAGAGCUGGUCCGGAGUUUCACGGAGCAGGUUUUGCCGCACUUCCAGUCAACAGAUCCUCCCUUGUGGCCUGUGAUAGACAGCAUGUUCAACAUGGAGGAUGUUGAAAUGGCUCAUCAACGUAUGGAGGCAAACAAAAACAUUGGGAAAAUAAUCAUCAAAAUUGGAAACUCUUGAUCAUAUACAAUAAUCAGCAUAGAUUGUUGGCGCUAACAGCAAGAGCGCCAACAUAUAAAGGCGUUGCAUUACGGGCGUCCCGAGUUUGAAUCCUUGCUCGAGGACCUUUCUUUAUCCCGUCCCCCUCUCUCUCUCCCACUUCGCUUUUUAAUUUGUAAUUAUGACAUAAGACUGAUACUGUAAUAAUUCUGAAUGGAGUAAAUCAUUGUCAAGACCACUUGUCUAUUAAUCUAUUAAUGUUAAAUGUUGCAUAAAAAGAUUUCACAUAAAGAAAUACCUUAAAGAUAUUUAUGAGAGUAAAACAUACAACUUUAGGGUGAAAAAAGGUAUUUCCUGCCUGUGAAGAAGAUUGAAUUAAUGAGAUCAAAUUUUGUACCUGGUUUAAAUCUUUAUAUCAUCUGUUUAUUACUUUAAACUGCUGUCUAGUUUAAUCCAGUAUCUAUGAAAAUCUCUAAAUAGUCUUACAACAUGGCUACAAAUUAGGGCUAUUGUUUUUGCUUUUAGAU
Molecule: messenger RNA, 1659 nt
Organism: Onychostoma macrolepis
Lineage: Eukaryota; Metazoa; Chordata; Actinopteri; Cypriniformes; Cyprinidae
Gene: tp53i3
Product: tumor protein p53 inducible protein 3
Exons: 7
Coding region: 128-1153 (341 amino acids)
Molecular function (GO): quinone reductase (NADPH) activity; quinone binding; NADPH binding
Source: RefSeq, a predicted model, not a curated record